This is a messenger RNA of Stylophora pistillata, 4130 nucleotides long. RefSeq lists its product as uncharacterized. The record is from RefSeq and is a predicted model, not a curated record. NCBI's taxonomy places the organism in Eukaryota, Metazoa, Cnidaria, Anthozoa, Scleractinia, Pocilloporidae.
AGCGACCUGCAAAGAGUCAACCGUUUGAUAUUCAAAGUUAAGCAAGCUGAACAUUUCUGCGAUGAAGUGCACCAAAGGGUGAUCUCAAAUGGUAAAAGUCAGUGCUCAAGAAGAUUGUACCAUAGUAGAUCACGAAGCCACACGGGAAGAAAACCCUUCGAAAUGACGACGGUGAAUACUUUCUCGCUUACGAGUCAAAACUUGCGAAAGUUUGAAAGGGAGCUCCAAAAUGAAAAGAGGAAAAGGAAGUCCUUACAGAGAAACAUAAAUCCAGAGAGAACUGAGGGGGAUGGAAGAAGCUCUGGAGUUCAGUCGUGCGGCUCACAAUCGAGUGCCUUUAAAGAAAGUCUCAGUGACCACUUCAAGGACGUGGAUACCAAAAAAGUAACAGCACCUAGAAAUAAUAAUUCUUACUCCUUAGAUCGCCCAGAGAGAGAGGCGUUCCGAAGAAAUCCUGAAGGGCAGAGUCGAAACGAGAGCUCUGCCGCUACACCACAUGUUUCGAAAAUUGAUUACGAGGAAGGAAAUGUACUUAUCAACUACAGCAGUGACAGCGAAAAAGAUAAAAAAGAACUGAACUCUGCUGAUGAGCAGGAGGAGGAAGAAGAUGAAGACAGCGAUGAGGAUGACGAUGACGACGAAACUGAAGAAGAAAGUGAUGAAAGCGAUGAUAGCGAUGAUGAGAGCGAUGAAAGUGAUGAAGAAAGUAGCGAGGACGAAGACGAAGACACAGAAACUCCAACACGAGGAGUUGGAACUCCCACAACUGUCCAAACACACUAUACGAGUAGUUUAAAUGCGAGCAUCAGCAGCAUUCGUACUAUUGCUUCAGCAAAAAGCACUCCUGAGUCCAUAAUAACGAUUAAAACAACGAAAACGGUAAGAAAAGGAAGUGCACACUCAAAUGUAAGUUUGGCGCCAUCAUACGUUUUGAACAGCAAUCAAUAUCGCAUGAAGAAAAUGGCAGCAAAGAAAGAGAAAGAUCGUGGCCAAAAUCAUCAGGAUUAUGAAAAUGAGUCAGAGUUAUCUUUCGGGCCCGAACAGCGGUCACCCUCGGCUGCGACAGGAAUGCGUGAUAAAGGUACGACAAGCGUGCACAGCGACGGUACUUACGUGACUACAAGAAACUGGUCACGAUGGAGUCAUUUUAGUGCAGCAGGGUACAGCAUAAGUGAAGGACCUGAAGUCGUUCGUGGGCAUAACAAACAUUCGACAGUAAAUACCACAACCACAGGAAGGCGAGCAAAGACCUUUAGACAAGAAACCUACUUCCGCUCUAAAACGCCUCAUUUACCUCUUAUCGGUAGAAACAUUUCAAGUAAUUCUGUUCCCGAUAUGCGCAGAUAUGGUAAGCGUCAUGUGACGCUCACACUGGAUCCUGAUCUUUCAAGAGCGCGAUCUGUAAGUCGCAGCCAGAUGGUGUCUCAAAUGAGCACCCGAUCAAUUAUGAAAAAUCCAAAAGCGGCCCGCGUAAAAUCUGUCCCAGACCUCAACAAGGAAGCUAUCAUGUCCCUUUUUGACAUGGAAAGAGGAAAAAAUAGAUCAGCUGCCCGCCCCUUGUACAACAAAAAAGAAACUGUUAAAAAGUUGAGAAGAAAUAUUAAUGAUGAAAUCGAUUUUACAAAUCGGAAAAAGCGACGUCGGAAACGUAAGGAAUUCCCCAAAAAACCGAGGAUAAAAAGCUCUCUUAGUUCGGCUUCAAGUGACUUUUGGAAUGCACGGAAACGAAAAAAGUCUGCAACGAACAGAGGGUCUUCUUUGUCGAGUGCAUUGUCCAUGUCAUCCAUGAAAUCAAGCAGAGCAGGGCAGAGCAGUAGAUCUUCCACUGGUACAAUCAGUAAGGCGAGCUCUACCGUAAAACAAAAUAGGCUUCAGCCACUCAGGACAUACGUCAGUUAUCAGAGUGGUAGCGAUCAAAUGUCAACACGAGCGUCCCUACCAACGUGUGAGACACCUAUCAGCUUAAUCCUUAAGCGAACUCCGAGUUUGCGGUCUGUCAUAACAGAGUACAGUAGUUAUCUAAGCUUAGCAGCCUCGAGCAUUAAGUCCGUGCGCGCCAGCUCCAGAUCAAGUCUCUCAAGCACCGAUGGAGAGAGCACAGCUAUAGGCCCAGAAGCCACAAGCCCUGAAAAGGAAGAAAAAGACGAUUUGAACUGUAAAAAACAAAGACAAGUAGAGCCUGAGAGGAAACCUUCAUCCAAAGCCAGUGAUCAACAAUCUAAACGAAGCUCGCCUGUAAAGGAAGAAGUGCUAACUUCUUCCAACUCUGAAAGGCUUUAUUUACCAGCGUUUCGAACUCAGUCGGUUUCAUCUGAAAGAACUGUUAGCGCUAAACCAGUAAAAGAACGCGAAAAAGUAAAGAAAAAGGAACCCGUUAAAUUGCCCCGAAUUGUUCGAGUGAAUCAUCCACUUCCAAGUUUUACAGAAGCCACACGGGAUACUGGCAUUACCCGCUUGGUGAAACUUGCCAAGCCGAAGGAAUCUAAAGCGGUAUGGAUGACAAGUUUCUGGCCAAUCGUAUGGGGAAAUCAAGAUAUGAUGUGGCCCAUUUCCAGGGGAGCAAUCACAGCAAAUGCAUCAGAGAGAUUAAUGGCCUUAGCCACGCCGAAAAAAGAUUUCCAAAUCGACCAUCCAUCCAAGUGUAGCAGGGGACAAUACAUAUAUAGCUGUGGCCGUAAUUCUGUCAUUUGGGAUGUGCAACCUUCCGCUUUAAAAGCAAAUAUUUCCACAAGGGUCAGUCAGCUGGCAGAACCGAAGAAAUUACCACCUCAACAAGAAGAACAAAGGGAGGCAUACAUCUUCAGUUGCGGUAGAAGUUCACCAAUUUGGCAAGUAAGCCAGGCAGCGAAGACGGCAGGAGAACGGGAACUUUCACUGAGACUAGCACAUUCCAAGAGAUGCCAUCCUGACUACCGGCCAGGAAGGGAAAUACCCUGGAGUGUAAGUGAACCAGCAAAACGAGCCGUGACUUCCGCUCGAACCGAACAACUAGCGCGUCCUAAAACGCGCCAAGACAGGCUCAUAAGGGAGCCAACAUGGCGCGUAUCCUCAGCCAGCAUGCGCACUGUAGCCUCAGCCCGUGUUCAGGAGCUUUCCAAGGCCAAGCAAACGGUUGAGGGAUAUUUGCCAUGUAGAGAGACUGAAUGGCAUAUUACUAGAAACACUCUCAGGGCAAUAGCCUCUGAUAGGAUCCAAAAUUUGUCCAAGCCAAUUAUACGGGAGACAAUGGAUCACCUUCAGUUUAACCCAGAUGCAUUCACCGUUAGUGAAACUGCGAAGAAAGCUGCCGCGUCUUCAAGGGUAGUUGAAUUAGCACAACCUACCGCUCGUGGACACAAAUGAUUGUGCUCAACGACCCAGUAGAUUGUUUAGCUUAAGAAUUCGUUCAGACAGCGAUUAACUUUCCAUAAAUUAAAUAACUAUGGUCGAACCAGUCAUGCUUUAAUGUACAACUUUUUCCAAUUAUUUUUAUUUGUUCUUAACUGUACUAAUACCCUCUACACGUGACGAAUUUCAAAUAGUGAUAGAAUAAAGGGGUGGUAUUUAAACAAGGUUAACCGUUUUUGGACACGAAAGCAAAAUCUAAACCAUCCUCGAUUUAAGCUAACGUUAAUUUUUGUGCCUACUGUGUCCUUCUUCUAAAAAGGUGGUAAGAACUAUGUUAUGGUGUCGUGUAGGACGUGUAAUGUAUUGCGUAAGUCCAUAACCUUUCCUCAAGUCCCCGCGGUUUCCAAAAUGGCGGACUAUCGUAAGCCGCACUCGUGGGAUCGUAUCUAGUGCCGGAUUCAGACCUGGAGCUAAGGGGGGAGGGGGAGGCGCGAUUUUUUUGUGUGUACACCUGCUUUUCUUCCUUCUGCAUUUACUUUUUACCCCUGACCAUAUCUAUCAUCCUUGAAAAAGGGAAAGCAAGGAAAAAAAAAAAAAAAAAAGGCAAACAAAAGUUGGCGCGGCCAGCCCCAAACCUCGCAGGUAUACCCAUAGCGCUAGGUAAGCAGAGCGUACGAUGUACCGAAGUUUCGGAAUUCGAAUAAAUUUGAUACAUAUGUAAUACAUAUACUCAUUCUAUUGAUUUCCUGCCUUGUUCUUGCCCUGUCAAUUGACCAUUGUACAAACUCUGCUCUAACCAAGUC